Durusdinium trenchii is the source of this 2697-nucleotide messenger RNA. Lineage: Eukaryota; Dinophyceae; Suessiales; Symbiodiniaceae. The record is from the annotation of a GenBank genome assembly.
AUGUCAGCAGCGGACGCUGGGGGCGCAUUGGACUCGUUGCGCCAGGUGGCUGAGCUGGGUGAAGUGCUUCCGUCACCGGAGGAGGAGCGCAGCACACCGCCGGCCUUGAAGCUCUACUUCGCAGCACGGCGGUUGUCUCAAGAGGAGCGAUGGGAGAACCUCUCGGUGGUGCAAACCAGUGGUGGCUGGGCGAUCCGCGCUGCGCACUUCACGGAGGACUUCGAAGACUUCCGCUUUGAGAUGGUGAUCCCUUUGCUCUCGCACGAGACCAUCACACUUCGCACUCACGAGGAGCGAUGCCAAGAGCUGGGUCUUCAGGGCAUCUUCUACGCUUUGCUGGACGCAGAUGGAAGUGUCGUUCUCUACGAAGUGCGGCCGCCGGAACUGUGGUCACCGAUAGAUCAGCGGCGUUCCGAUGAGCCCUUCCUCCAGCCGGAGAUUCUGGCCCAGCUGGCACAGGAGGAUCAGUUGCUUCUUCAGCAGCUCAGCAUCUUGGAUCUUCUCAAUGCGCUUUGUGGCUCCAUCUUGAAGCAUCGCCCAGAGGCCUCCAAGCUGGGGCCUGUGCUGCGAACAGCCUUGGAUAGCUAUUUACUCAAGCUGCCACACAGUGGCUCAGGAAGCUCCCUGCAGCGGCUGCUGACGCCCGACCGCUGUCAGCUGGCGCGACAGAUCUCCGGUGAGACACAGACGAGUCCCAAGACUCAGGAGGAGAGGCGCCUCUCCUAUGAGGGCGAGAACCGCUUUUGGCGACGCCUGGGUGGGCAAGGCGAGUACGAAAGUGGUUCACGCUUGCGGCUCUUGCGGCAAGAUGCAUUGACUAGGCAUUGGUGUUGCUUCUUCGUGGACGUCAAGGCCGGGCCUUCGAAGGUGCGGCAGUACCGCAGCAAGGAGCGCAGCGAGCUACGAGCACACGAGCAACCCACCCACGACGCCAAGUGCCCUUUGUGUAAGGGACGAGAAGAACCCACUGAGGUGCUUCGAGUUUGGCCCGACGGACGCCUGGAAGAACGCGAAGGCUUACCCGAGAACGAGGAGGACAAGACAAAGUGGCUGGUCCGAGUUCUUCGCAAUCCUUUUCCAUAUCUACUUACUCCACAGGAGCUUUAUGAAAAGCCCUUCCCCUUCGACCGCACAAAGCACGCGGCCUGCUUCGGGGACCAUGACAACCAUGCGGCCAAUCCGGACGCGGAUCAUCCCUUGUACAGGAUGGUGGAUGGCUUUGGUGCCAGCGAGGUGGUGGUGGAAUCGCCGACGCACAAUGCACUCAUUGGCAUCGCCGACGACGCCCAGGUGGUCAAUUCACUCCGCGCCAUGGCUGCUCGAGGGCGUUCACUGCGAAAGUGCCAGCGAGUCUUGCAGCUCAUGUAUUUUAAGCAGUAUGGCGCCGAAGCCAGCGGCUCUCUGAUUCACCCACACAUGCAGAUUUGCUCUUUGCCGAUUGUCAGCCGCAGCUUGGAGCGGCGACUGCAGGACCACAAGGACUUCUUCGAUCUUCACGGCUGCUCUGGAGUUCACAAGAUCUAUGUGGAAGAUGUCACUGGGGGCAAUGCGAUGAGCGUGUCUCGACUGGUGCACCAAACGGAGCACUUCGUGGCGUCGGUGCCCUUCGCACAAGUGCCCAGAGGGCGCAUCAUCGUGGCGCCGAAGCGGCAUUGCAGUCGCUUCGAGGAUUCCACGGAGGAAGAGCUGAAAGACUUGGGACGGCUCUUGCGUCUGCUCUUGGCGUCGCUCUAUCGGUUCAAGGACGAUCCAUCCUACAACUUGUUUUGGGAGAGCGCCCCAACUGCUCACGCCUUCCCCGACGACGAGGAGCGGGAAGAAGUUGAGCGAAGCUUCUGCUGGACUCUUCACAUUCGUGUUCCGCAGAAAUCGUCUGGUUUUGGCCUUGCCAGCGGCGUGGACGUGACAAGGCAAUUGCCUGAAGAAGAAGCCCGGGAGAUGCGGACGGCUUUGCUACAGGAGGUGGCCUACCCGAUUCGCACAGCCGGCUUUGACGCGGAGCUGCUGAAUUUGGAGUUUCCCAACACCGUGGGGCCCUUCGUCAUGGUGAAAGCAGCUCAGUUCCCUCGAGUCUUCAACGAGUUCUUCAGUUUGCCACACGCCAAGAAGCCGGAUCCCAACAGCGAAACCAGCUUCAUGGUGGGCGUGCAGCCUUGCGAGAUUGGCCUUGAAGAGGGUGAGUUCUUGUUCUGUCAUUGCUCCCCUUUGCAUCCAACAACUCUGUCAACAGCUACUCGGGCCGCCGCUGGUAUUCCCAAGAGUGCUGCAUAUUUUGCCUGGGCGUAUCCUGUUGACAAAUCGAAGCAUCCAGAGCUUUGGCCACUAAGUGGCCCUGAGCGAGCGUUCUUGGAAUACGGCGGAUACAUUUACUUCGACAAGGACUGUAAUGUUGUUGGAACCACCUCCAUCAGUCCAACGAGCGUGGGCACCGGGCUGCUCUUCGGUGGCUCUUCACCGCUGCCGGAAGAGGUCUCGGAGGCCUUGUCUCGGCAAGGCCGCUUUCAGGAGGUGACCUUAGAGGCGUUGCUCCGGAAGGGCGCCACGCACUUCGCUUGGCUGAGACCCAAGGAGUUUUCGAGCUGUGGCUUGCACUGUCCCAGUGGUGCGUUUGCUUACAAGUUCGCCGAUGGAGAGGAAGCCAGGUAUUUCCCUGUGGCCGGCAAACCGGUGAUUUCAGAUGCUUUACAAGAGCAAUGA